Ictalurus punctatus (channel catfish) is the source of this 3268-nucleotide messenger RNA. RefSeq names its product sialidase 4 (gene neu4). Lineage: Eukaryota; Metazoa; Chordata; Actinopteri; Siluriformes; Ictaluridae. Gene Ontology annotation, molecular function: exo-alpha-sialidase activity. Gene Ontology annotation, cellular component: membrane; cytoplasm; lysosome. The transcript is spliced from 4 exons. The record is from RefSeq and is a predicted model, not a curated record. The coding region runs from base 71 to 1426 and encodes 451 amino acids. Gene Ontology annotation, biological process: ganglioside catabolic process; oligosaccharide catabolic process.
CUUUCAACCUCUCACCCUCAAACAGUGGUUAAGCUGUCACAAACCACUGAAGAUCUCUCUGUCAUACACUAUGGAUUCCCAUCAUGGCACCACAGGAACCAAGUCCUAUUUCCCUGCCCGUUCCGUGCUGUUUCGGAGGGAAGUGAGUGGAGUGACGUAUCGCAUACCAGCUCUGAUCUUCUUGCAGCGCUCCUCCUGCUUCCUGGCCUUCUGUGAGGAGAGACUCAGUCCUGCUGAUUCCCAUGCUCACCUGCUCGUCAUGCGCAAGGGUGCCUUCUACAGGAACUAUGUAGAGUGGGACGACAUGCGAGUCCUGAGCACCGCCUGUCUUAAAGGCCACCGCUCAAUGAACCCGUGUCCCGUGUACGACACCUUCACCGGGACGCUCUUCCUCUUCUUCAUCGCAGUGCUCGGUCACACCACAGAGUCGUAUCAGUUGGUGACAGGCAACAAUGUCACUAGGCUCUGCUACGUGUACAGUGAGGACUAUGGGAAGACCUGGAGUCCUGCCACUGACCUCACUAAGAAGGUCAUCGGUGACACGAUUAAAGCGUGGGCUACCUUUGCUCUUGGGCCAGGCCAUGGGAUCCAGUUAAAAUCUGGCCGUCUGCUGAUCCCAGCCUACACCUACCACAUUGACUGCAGGCAGUGCUUCGGAAAGAUCUGUAAAACCACUCCCCACUCCUUCUGCUUCUACAGCGAUACACAUGGCAGGACGUGGCAUUUCAGCGAAACAGUGCCAGAGCCUGCAUGCGUGGAGUGUCAGCUUGUCUCACUGGACGAAGAGGAUGGGACCAACGUGCUCUACUGUAAUGCCCGCAGUACCCUCGGCUCCCGCGUUCAGGCCCUCAGUUUUGAUGAUGGUGACGUUUUCCAAAGAGGACAACUGGUGCACAAGCUUGUGGAGCCUAGAAAUGGCUGUCAUGGAAGUGUGAUUGGAUUUCCAGCACCUUUCAACCUCCAGAACCUCCAGAAGUCCAACUUGGGUGACGUCCAGUGGGUGAAGUCCACUAAUCGCUCACCUUCCACUACAGAAAGCAUGUUCCAGAAUUUUUUAACACCAACAUGGGUAGUGUAUGGACACCCAACCUGGCCCAACGCUCGGCAGGAUCUUGGCUUGUACCUCAACGUGCGGCCCCGUGACCCGGAUAGCUGGACAGGGCCGUGGGUCAUCUACGAGGGUCCGAGUGCAUACUCGGACCUGGCCUAUGUGGAGCUGGCAUCUACAGGGGAACCACCAGUUCAAAUUUUUGCCUGUUUAUUUGAAAAUGGCACGAGGACAGAAUAUGAUGAGAUUUCAUUUAGCAUAUUUACAUUGUUUGAGCUUAUUAACAACCUCCCCCAGGUCCCACCGGAUCUGAGUAGUGCAAAAUCAGCAGAAAAAAAGAGGAAGAACAGAAUGUGUCAGUUUUGUAGAGUGUGUUAGCCGCAGAAUUUAUGUCAUCUGGUCAGAUAUACCAUUGGUACCCUAGUACACAAUAAAUCUGAUCAUUUAGAUAUGUUAGAGGUUAGUCCGAGACAACAUUAUUCAGAGCUCGAGAAAGUUCUAGCGAAAAUAAAAAUAAGUGCUUAUUUCGUGACUAUUUUUUACUUCUAUAUAUUUUAAAGCACGCCUGUCAAACUCAGGGCCCGAGAGCCAAACAUCUCUCGCUGCCUUUUUUUGAUUCAGCACACACAAACAUGCUUAAAAUCCAAUGUGACAUAUCGAAGUUGCUCAACAUUUUCACACGAUCUAGAAUUCACUGCAGAUCUUCCAUAGCAAAUACCCACGUACAACAGGUACGAGCUCACAUCUCACAGUGUUGAAACACCAGAUAAAACCAACUCCUAUGUAUCUCCUACAUCUGAUGCGUAUCAGACCCAGAAGAUUCGGAAAUGUGUCGGGAAUUUCCUUUGGCGUGAUCCGUUGACCGAAUCGAAAUCAAAAAUGUAUCUCCAGUGUAGAAACCUACACACAUUCUAUGUUGAAAAAAAAGUUGAUUGAACGUGAAGACUAGAGAGAUGGGGAAUGUUCUUAGCAGAGAUAAUCUGGUGAAGGUUCUUCUGAAAUGACUUUAUUAACAGUUGUAUUUUUGAUAUUUGGAGCCAAACAUUUACAGUAAACAUCAGUUAAACAUUAAAAAAAAAAAACCCAAACAUUUAAUGAGUUAUCUCCUAGGCAGAGUACAGUGAAUGUGAUCUCUUAUCCGUUCUUUUUCCUAGUAACAUUAUUAGUGAUUGAUAGAAUAGAUAUGUGUAAAACAAUGAAUAGUUUUACAUUAUGGCCCUUCAAACAAAAUGCUGGUACAGGCAGAAAUGUUUUAAAAGAAUACACCAGCAUUUUUCAGCAUAACCUUUGUCCUUGUAUCUGUACUAUAUGAGUGAUUAGCACAAACUAGUUUUCUUGUACUAAGAAAAGAACCGAAAACCUACUGAACCUAUAAAUGUAAAAUAAAUCCGGUUACUUCUGAUUUCCGAAAGGUUUUCUGACACAGCUAUGCUGGUAAUACACAACCACAAAUUCUUCUUUCUGAAAAUCUUUCAAAAGUGUGAAUUACAUACAUUAGCGCUGCAUUUACAAAUACUUUGCCUGGCAAACCCAUAAAUAUGCGUUUAUUAAAUGGAGUUGAACAACUGGCCUUAGAUUUCCAAAUGAGUUUCAAUUGGCAUGUGUUGUCGUUACAGGGAAAUUACACCGUUUUCCGUGGUAUAUGAAUAUACCCUUGAUGCACUGAAAAAUGCAGGAGUAUUCCUUUAAUGUAAAGUUGACUUACAUCUUGACAGCUGCUCAAAAUAUGGCUCACGUUGUCUAGUUAUUCAUUCAUGUAAAUCAGUUCUGUAAUAAAUGCCCAGUACGUAAUUGUUACUAUGGUGAAUAUUUUAUGCCUUUACCACUAGUGUCCAAGAUUUUCGAUAGACCAAGUAUGAGUAGUCAUAAGAAUGUCUGUAGGAUUCAUAUUGAAUUAAUAUUGUAAGCAGCAGAUGAACUGAGAUUUUGGAACUGGUGGUCUACAUCUAUGGACUAGAUACACUGAAAAUUUUUUUUCUUCAAGAGCUUUCUUCCUGUUUGUCCUACAGGGAUGCUACUUACACAUUCCCGUUCAGAAACUCAAGGCCUGGCUAUCUAAGAUUUUUUUUUGCCGUCCAUCCUUCCAUCUGUUUGUCUGUUCAUCUCUCUGUUUGUCUUUCAGUUGUCUAUUUGCCUGAAACACAUUAACACAAUGUCUCAAAAACCUGUGGUUGAUUGUUUACAUGGAACAUUUACAUUGGAAUUGAUCCAAAUAAAAAA